This is a messenger RNA of Capsicum annuum, 1300 nucleotides long. RefSeq names its product cytosolic sulfotransferase 12. NCBI's taxonomy places the organism in Eukaryota, Viridiplantae, Streptophyta, Magnoliopsida, Solanales, Solanaceae. Gene Ontology annotation, cellular component: cytoplasm. Gene Ontology annotation, molecular function: sulfotransferase activity. The transcript has a single exon. Gene Ontology annotation, biological process: sulfation. The record is from RefSeq and is a predicted model, not a curated record.
AUUAGAAAGCAUCCACAAUAUAAAGGAAACAUUAUCAUACCUUUAAGAAGUUGACACAAACCACAGGAACAAUUUUGUUUGUAUAAUAUAAGUUAAAUUUCAUCUCUAUCUAUAUAUACCCUUAUGAGAAAAUCUUCCAUCAUACAAACAACAAGAAAACGCUCAAUCCUAAAGAUCAUGACAUCUCAAAUUUCUCCUCUACUUCUUCCCAAAUAUUUAGAAGAAGAUGGUAUAAGUGAAGAGUGUAAGAAAUUUCUAUCUACUCUACCCAAAGAAAAAGGAUGGGUUGAAUCACAUCUCUACAAUUACCAAGGUUUUUGGAUAGAACCAAGAACAUUCCAAGGUGUGAUUGUAUGUCAACAACAAUUUCAAGCUCAAGAUAGUAACAUUUUCCUUGUUACAAAUCCUAAAUCAGGAACCACUUGGCUAAAAUCACUUUUAUUUACUCUAGUAAAUCGAAAGAAACAUUCGAUUUUUGAACAAAAACACCCUUUACUUGUCAAGAACCCUCAUGAUCUUACUCCAUCCUUGGAAUUUAGACUCUAUAACGAUGGUCGUGUCCCUAAUUUUUCAUCCUUAGCGUCACCUAGACUCUUCUCAACUCAUUUGCCCUUUGCAUCAUUGCCAAAAUCUGUCCAAAGUUCAAGAUCCAAACUUGUUUACUUAUGUAGGAAUCCUAAGGACACUUUUAUUUCUAUGUGGCAUUUUACAUACAAUUUAAGACUUCAUCCCAAAGAUACCAAUUCCAUUGAAGAAAUGUUUGAUUUUUUUUGAAAAGGGAUGAGCCCUUGGGGUCCAUUUUGGAAUCAAGUGCUGAGUUAUUGGAAACAAAGCAUAGAAAAGCCUAAUAAAGUAUUAUUCUUGAUGUAUGAAGAAUUUAAAUCACAACCCAAAUUUCAGCUUAAACGCUUGGGUGAAUUCUUGGAAUGUCCAUUUUCUAUAGAGGAAGAAAAUUGUGGAGUGGUGGAUGAAAUAGUAAGAAUGUGUAGCUUUGAGAAUUUGCGCAAUUUGGAGGUGAAUAAAAAUGUGAGAUCAUCAUCAUCUGGAGUGGAACAUAAAAUUUACUUUCGUAGAGGGAAAGUUGGAGAUUGGAAGAAUUAUUUUACUACAGAAAUGAGUGAGGAACUCGAUCAUAUUAUUGAACAAAAGUUUCAAAGAUCUGGAUUAAGGUUUUUGUACGUUUGAUUAAUCAUUGUUAGUAUAUUUGUCAAUUGAAUGAAAUUACUUGCUUUGAAAAUUGAUAUUGAAGUAAUUGAUUUGAGAUUAAUGCAGCAAGUUAACGUAUGAAAUUGUUCCCAAA